AUGUCCAGAUUUCACGUCCACAUUGCCUUGGGUUGCCUGUUGGCUGCCGCCGCUUGGAGCGCCACCCUAGACACAGAUUUACGCGGACGGCCCGUAAAAAGAGGCUUCUUCUCCUCCGCGAAGUGCAAGAUAUUUGGGUCAGGAUGUGGCCCGUCCGAAGACGAUCUCACCUACGGGGUCUUGUUUGAUGCGGGCAGUUCCAGCACAAAGCUACGCGUCUACAGAGUGACGCCUUCAGAAUCGUCCGGUUCUCUGCCCACACUGGCCAUCGUCUACAGCCAGCGUUUCGACCCAGGUGUGGACUCAUUCGUCAAUGAUGAGGACGGCUUGAGGGAGUACUUGACCUCAAUACUGGACUCUGCCAAAGAGAACGUGCCCGAGAACAAGCAAGAGAGAACUCCCAUUUAUCUGUUUGCUACUGCCGGUAUGCGGUUCUUAAGUGCCGACGACGCCACAGCCCUGGUGGACAACAUAAAGGAGGUGUUCCAGAACUCCAGCUUAAGCCCCUUCCUCUACAAACCUGCGGGUGUGGGCAUCUUGUCAGGCGAAGAGGAGGGCGUCUACUCCUGGGUCGCCGCCAACUACCUCCUAGGAUUUUUUAACGAAAACAGACCAGACACUGAGGCUGUGGGUGUCCUGGAGAUGGGCGGCGGUUCCACACAGAUCACUUUCGUCCCCAGAAACCCACUGUACGACGGGGAGUUUCAGGUGACAGUCAGGGGACGAACGUUCGAACUAUACGUGCACAGCUACCUCCAGUUUGGCAUCAACGCCAUCAAUAAUUGGGUGGCCCAGAUUCUGGCUGAAAGAAAUCCUCGUCAACGGUUUGUUCACAACCCGUGCAUGCUCAAGGGAGAUGAAAAAGAGGUCAAGCUACAGAAUGGACUUGAGUUAACCAUGGACGGAAGCAGUGACCCCGACCAGUGCAAGGACAUACUGACCACUAUCCUGAAGCCAGAGACGGGGAUUAGGUGUGAACCCAAGCCUUGCGCCAUUGGCUCUGUCUACCAACCCGACGUGGACGACAUCCAGUUCUACGCCACCCAGGGAUUCACCUACGCUCCGGCAACACUCAACGCUAUCGAGGACGAUGAGACACUUAAUCUGGAAACUCUGGAAGAGAACGCCUCGAGGCAUUGUCGGAGGACUUUGAAGCAGUCAGUUAAAGCUGGCAUAAAAAGAGACUUGGGAUCGACCACAUGCCUCAUGGGCGAGUACAUUCCCAUUCUCUUCACCACCUCUUACAACUUCCCCACUGAUACCACCAACAUCAAGGCAACCUCCAACAUCGGCGACAGCAGCAUAGACUGGGGUCUGGGAGCCAUGGUGAUUGAACUAACAGGAAACCAAGUCCGUCGACGACGACGCUGA
This is a messenger RNA of Candidula unifasciata, 1371 nucleotides long. The record is from the annotation of a GenBank genome assembly. Lineage: Eukaryota; Metazoa; Mollusca; Gastropoda; Stylommatophora; Geomitridae.